Colletes gigas is the source of this 1467-nucleotide messenger RNA. RefSeq lists its product as uncharacterized. Bases 26 to 1408 code for a protein of 460 amino acids. NCBI's taxonomy places the organism in Eukaryota, Metazoa, Arthropoda, Insecta, Hymenoptera, Colletidae. The record is from RefSeq and is a predicted model, not a curated record. The transcript has 7 exons.
GCACUGUACUCGUCUGACGAGAAAAAUGACAUUGGUCAGUUCUAACAAUGAAUCGAAAAAUGGGAAAGAUCCUCUUCAGCCAAAUCAUGAAGAUACAACACAAGCAUCUACAAUGUCUGGAUUAUCUGAUUUACAAAUGCAAAGUACAGACGUAGGUGAAAUCACUGAAAUGCCGGAUUUUGAGAUGCUCAGUACAUCCGCAGUACUUCAUUACUGCAAACAUAAAAUAUUAAGGCCUUAUUUGAGAUUAUUAGGAGCAAUGGGUUUGAGACCCAUAAGCAGCGAUGAUUCUGAUCGUAACUCUUGUUAUAGUAUUUUUGUAAAUUUUCAUACUUUUCAAGUCACAAUAUUUAUGUGCAUUGGAUAUAUUUUACAAUAUAUGGCAUGCUUCAGAAGAGACAGAGGAUUUUGCUACGAGAUAUUACCAAUAGCAUUUAAAGUUGCACCAAAUGCAAGCAAGGAGCAUAUACAUGAAAUGCCUUGCUUUGGAAAUAUUGUAUUUAGCUACUUUGUACCUAGUACAUUGCACUUAGUAGCGUAUUUGUAUACAGUAUAUCUAUUUCGUGUUAAAGAAAACGAGCAACUACAAAAUUUAAUGGAGAGAGCAUUCCUUCUCUCUUCUAAUCCCGUAAAUCGUGGAAAUCAAAGGAAACUUGUACAAAUCUUGUGGUUAUUCAUAGCAUUAAGCAUCGUGUGGAUAAUCAUGGCGCUAAUUACAGUAAAUGUUUUGAUGGCCAGAGGCAAUAUCGUAUUUCAAUGGUUAGAACGCAGUCCAUAUCAAAUAAAAAUAACAUUGAAAGUAUUUUUAAUCGUAUGCACAUUAUGGCACGAUAUGGUUCAAGGAACAAUAAUAACCAGUUAUUGCUUACAAGGGCAACUUUUAUUGGCACAUCUGUACUUUCUUCGCGGAAAAUUACUUCAUCAUACUUUACCUGUUAUGGAUUGGAUGAGGGAAAUUUGUGAAUUCAAAAAAUUGUUAAAAUAUUUUAACGAUGAAUUGGGCCCAGCUGUCUGUAUCUAUACGGUUGUAAACUUAUCGUGGGCAACCGCAGGGACGGUUUGGUUACUUCGAUACGAUAAUAACAACGCGCAAAAUAAUCCUGUUACUUGGGUUGCAAUAAUAAACGUCCUUCUGUGGAUUUUAAUAUCGAUAGCUCCUUUUAUUCAGGCUGCUCGUUUGACUACUGCCUGUUCCAUGAUUCAAAGUAUCGGGCACGAAGUACGCAUUCGACCAUUUGUUUAUCAAUGCACUCCGGGCGAGGAUCUCGACACUAUACUUCUGUACACAUCGUCAUUAAAAAUGUGCGCCAGACUUUUCAGAGUUCCGAUCACGGGCAGGUAUCUUUGUCUCCUGCUGACUAUAAGCAGCAUCUUGAUUCUCACGCUAGGACAGUGUGAAUUUCUGUGAUAAUCGUAUUACGUUCAAUCCAAUUUUACAAAACAGCUUUUUGUAUAUGCUUCAUUUUA